AUGCCACCGGUGCAAGGCGGACGGUGCCAGUCUCCUGGAAAGGGCCAAAGUCCCGAUGGACGAUGGAUGCUGAAGCUCAUCUAUCCGAACGCGGUCAACCUCGACUCGUAUCUCGAGGUGUGGUUGCAAGCUGUCGCGGCGGCGGCAGCGCCUGGCUCUGCGUCCCUGGCCGCAAUCGAGGGCUGCGGCGGACCUGCCUCGUACCUUAGCCGCCAGGAUGACGGCCCGGAGUACAAGAAGAUGUUGAAGGAAACCCUUGUCGCCUUCCACCCUUCUCCUGUACAAGCGGUGCCAGGGGAGGCCCACGCACCUCUGCCGCGCCACGCGUCACUUCAGCACAGGUCCUCCAUGGCAGACCUUCUAGAUCGCGUGGUGCAAUCGCUCCUGCGCUCAUCGACCGUGGGAGGACAGGGGAACAGUGUCGGCGGGUACUACGCCGCUCAGGGAGACGACCCGCGCCGUAACGUCCUCUCCCUCGGAUGCCGAGUAGCGGGACCGCAGGCGACGAGCGAGCUGCUGAGCGUGCAAGGGGUAGCAUGCACGUUUCCCAACACUACGGUCAACGUCAUCCGGUCGCCUCCGUGGGAGCUCCUGCUGUCCAGAAUUGGGGAUGACUUGAUGUUUGCUCUCCUGAGACAGCACGCCGUGCUGCAGCGGCUGCCUAACCGCUGCUACAUGCAGGCAAGGCCUCGACAGUCAGCACCAACGAUGCUCAAUGAAGGGCGGUAUUGA
Messenger RNA from Ectocarpus siliculosus, 732 nucleotides. The record is from the annotation of a GenBank genome assembly. NCBI's taxonomy places the organism in Eukaryota, Phaeophyceae, Ectocarpales, Ectocarpaceae.